GAAGUGAACCCUAACCUAGUCCUUUUCAAGGGGUUUAUACCCAUGUCCCAUGACCCCAAAUUUUGAUCUCUCCAUUCCUCAACCAAAUGUGCAUGGGGUGCAAAAGUUCCAAAACCAACUUUGUAAAAACAAACUGCAAUUCAAUCCCCAUGGCCUUUGCCCAUGCCGCCUCCUUUCCCAUACACUGAACGGAAAAGGCAGAGACCAAAACAAACCCACGAAACCAAGCCGUAACCAGGUCCACGAAACCAACUCGGGCUCACCCAUCAUCGCCACCGUUCUCCUCUUCACGCUCGUAAUCGUCAUUCUCCCUGCCUGUGCAACAUUGCUUCCCCCAAACCCUAAUUUUCAUCGGACUUGUUUUGUUGCAGUUGUGGUUUGUUGAUCCGUGCCCUAGUUUUUAGCAGAAGAGAUUCUGGUGUUUAUUCGUAUUUUGGGUUGAGAAGAGAGAGAGAGAUAUGGGGGAAGAAAGAGGGGGCCCUUCUGUUGUCGCUAGGGCUUCUGUCUCUCCAAGUGGAGCGGUGGCUUCCUCUUCUUUGUAUGACCCAAAGGGAGCGAUUUCUCAGAGACAGAGCUUCUCUGUGGAUCUGAGACCAGGUGAGACCACCAUUGUUUCUUGGAAGAGGUUGGUGAAGGACUCCAACAAAGCCAUUCGGAAUUCUGCUUCUGUGGAGCCCCCUGUUGGUGCCCAUCCCGCUCUUGAGUCUCGAAUUGCACCCGAGGGUCAUGCUCGUCAUGAACUGGAGGAUGUUGUGCCGCCUUCUAAUCGAUUUAGUGCUGUUAUACAGAAGAUUGAACGUCUUUAUAAGGGGAGGGAAAGUAGUGAUGAAGAAGAUCUUGAUGAUAUUCCAGAUGAUGACCAAUAUGACACAGAUGACUCCUUUAUAGAUGACGCUGAGUUGGAUGAAUACUUCCAAGUUGACAAAUCUGAGACUAAGCAUAAUGGCUUCUUUGUAAAUAGGGGAAAAUUGGAAAAGACAAAUGAUCCAAUCUCCUCCCCUGUCCAUGCACCAAAGAAACGGAGGAGGAGAGAUCUGAAUAAUGCAAUCAGUGAAAAUGCAGCUGAGAAUUUGCCAAAGAGACAUCUGAACGUUGGUGGAGUUCGAAUGAAAGCAGCUGCUAGGAAUGCACCUUUGGUGGGGAACAAGUUGUCGGUGCCCUCACAAACUGCCAAAACCUCUGUUGGUGGUGAGCUAGGUCAUGACAUAAAGUCCUCGCAGAACCAAUUGAUAGCCUGUGUCGAAACUUCCAAGCAGAAGCCUUUGGAUUCUUCCAUGAAGCAGGAGAAUUCGAUUUCUACAAAGUUGCCAAAUAAGGAUAUAUCCAUGGAAGAUAAGGAUGGUAGUAAGCAAAAGCCUGGACUCCUCCCAUCUGGAGAAGGUGCAAGUAAACUAACUGUGAAUAAAGAGCAUGCACAUCCCAUUGAUCGAGAUUUGCUGGAUAAAGGGAAUCCUGUACAAGUCGAAAGUCAACACAAAAAAGCACUGAAAGAUGCAAAGGGACUGUUGCCAUCCAGCAAAAUUCGGCCGAAAGAGGGAGUUGGGAGCAGUGAUAUGCGAGACACUCAUAUUCUGGCAAGCAAGUCUCCAUUACAAAAGAUGAAGUUGCCAUCCUUGGCUUCCAAGGAAGGGGCAGCAGUAAGACCAAAAGGCACAAUGCUCGAAAGGGCCAUUCGAGAAUUAGAAAAUAAAGUUGCGGAAUUACGACCUCCAGCUAUGGAUCUUCAAGAAGUUGAUGCUUCAGCACAAGGAAUCAAGAGGAGAUUGCCUCAAGAUAUAAAGCAGAAGCUCGCCAAAGUUGCCAGACUUGCGCAGUCGAGCCAAGGGAGAAUAUCUGAGGAGUUGAUCAAUCGCCUGAUGAGCAUCCUUGGUCAUGUAGUCCAAAUUAAGACAUUGAAGAGACACAUGAAAGAGAUGGUUGAAUUAGGUUUGUCAGCCAAACAAGAAAAAGAAGAUAAGCUUCAAAAGAUGAAAAAUGAAGUGACUGAAAUGGUUAAAGAGCAGGUCUCAAUUUUGAAGUCCAAGGAAGCAGACAUGCAUAAAUUAUCUUCUGAUGAUUUUCAAGAUGCACCCAAUUCUGAUGAGAAAGGAGCUCUUAAAGGACGAUAUAAAUGGGAUAACGCAACUGAGGACCGCCUUUGUGAUCUCUAUGAUCAGUAUGUUGAGGGGAUGGAUGAAGACAAGGGCCCUCAGAUUAGGAAGCUUUAUGUGGAGCUUGCAGAAUUGUGGCCAGAAGGUUGGAUGGACAAUAAUGGGAUAAAAUAUGCGGUUUGCAGGGCUAAAGAACGAAGGAAACGGCUGUAUGGCCAUGGAAAGGAUGGCGAGAAGUUGAGGCGGAAGAAGAUAUCAUCAGCUGCAGUUAGAGUAGAAGAGAAUCUGGGUGCUGCUGCCACCAAUUCUCAAGCACGGUCCUUACAAGAACGGCCACCUUCCAAUCAACAACAGCCAUACACAUCCCAUGGCCACCUCAUCAUCCAUAAUACAUUAUCAUCAUCAUCCCCCAGAAACCAUGCCUUGGGGGCCCUGCCCAACAGGACUUCUGACUCAUUUAUUUCAAAUGAAGCUACUGGGGCAAUAUUAGAAAAGGUGAGGAGAACUACAAUAGAUCAUGAAAGUGGUCUUGUUAGCAAGAAGUUGAAGAGAAAAUCAAUGGAGGCCUCGGGUUCCCCAAUGUAUCCAUCAAAACUCCAGUCACUCGAUGGCAAGCAAAGCUCUUCGCUACACCACCACAAGUUGAACAAGCACCACUCAAGCUUGGUUCAGCACCAUCACAAGGCAAACUCCACGGUUAGUGCCGCGUGCCUUCCUCCUGCUUCCAGUUAUGAGCUACUUAAGAACAGUUGAGAGGUAUGUCAACAAGUGUCAUCCAUUUGUAGAUGCCGCUUUGCCUUUUCUAUGUUUUAUUAUUGGGGGGGGGGAAAGGGGGGAGGAGGAGGAGGAGGCUGCUCUUUUUGCUAUUUUCAUUGGAAAAAUCGAAAUGUAAAAUUGCUCCAUUGUUUUAUGUUGACCAAAAAAAAAAAAAA
This is a messenger RNA of Amborella trichopoda, 3022 nucleotides long. Its product is annotated as wound-responsive family protein. Lineage: Eukaryota; Viridiplantae; Streptophyta; Magnoliopsida; Amborellales; Amborellaceae. Gene Ontology annotation, cellular component: nucleus. The record is from RefSeq and is a predicted model, not a curated record. Gene Ontology annotation, biological process: chromatin organization.